CCAGACUCUGCCUUCCCUCAAGAUGACCUCAAAUUUCUUCAGCACAAGUUCUUAAUCCAGACCAUCAUUUUCAGCCGCUGUUCGGACAAGGCACCUACUGUUCGCAGCAAAGCCCUUUCCUGCCUGGCACAGUUCCUAGAGAAGAAUGCUGUUUCUGAAGGGGUCCAAGAACUCCUGCAAGGCUCUUCUAGUCAUACCCGAAAAACUAUCGGUGUCAUGCGGCCCUCUGAAGUAUCUGAGGCCAGUGACCAGCAAGGGACUGAUGGUAGUUGCCGGGCAAUGUCUGGAACCAAUGACCAAUGGAGUCUAGUGAAUGGUACAGAGGCCUCUAACCAUACCCGAAAAACAUGUGUCUUGCGGACCAUUGAAGUAUUAGAGGCUAGUGACCAGCUGGGAGCUGAU
Messenger RNA from Staurois parvus, 402 nucleotides. The record is from the annotation of a GenBank genome assembly. Lineage: Eukaryota; Metazoa; Chordata; Amphibia; Anura; Ranidae.